This is a messenger RNA of Erpetoichthys calabaricus (reedfish), 9932 nucleotides long. It is a transcript of the gene parp8, whose product is annotated as poly (ADP-ribose) polymerase family, member 8. The coding region runs from base 896 to 3466 and encodes 856 amino acids. Lineage: Eukaryota; Metazoa; Chordata; Cladistia; Polypteriformes; Polypteridae. Gene Ontology annotation, cellular component: nuclear envelope; membrane; intracellular anatomical structure. Gene Ontology annotation, molecular function: protein serine/threonine kinase activator activity; NAD+ poly-ADP-ribosyltransferase activity; kinase binding. The transcript is spliced from 26 exons. Gene Ontology annotation, biological process: endoplasmic reticulum unfolded protein response. The record is from RefSeq and is a predicted model, not a curated record.
CAACAGUACACUAAAAUUUGGUGUACAAAAAACCCUUACACGUACCUCAGGUGCAAGGCAAUGACGUGUGGCACCUGCAGGCAGCUGUGCUCAUUCCCGUGACGUCACGAGACAGUCCCAUGUUUAAACUACGCUGGAGGGCAGGUAGUGAAGCUCCGUUUGGUGAAACACCGUACAAGAAGACAAAAGCCGUUUUCUUCUGCUAUAUGUGUAAUAGGGAAAUUGCUGAUUCGCUCUGAAUGUGGAACGAAAGCGCCGAGCGUCCGAUUAGUUUGCAGGAGUGCGCUAAAUACGAGAGAAACCCCGCGGUGAGAACGGCCGCUCCGCUGUAUGCAGUUCAAAGGCAGACGCGAAGACGAAGCCGACGAAAAGCGCUUCUCGCCGCUUGCAAAGAAUCGGAUGUGCGAGCAUUAGACCCACAUCAAUGCAAACGACAUCUUCUGCUGUAUGUUUCCAAAUCGCCAUUGUUGCGCUUUAGCUGCGUGAUACUCAGUGGAGGUUGUGGCUUCCGGUAUUGAAAGGACUAUCUGUCUGAAAUAUAGCAGUGCAUCGACAGAGAGCAAGCGCCUGCUUUUCCCGAUGAACAACGAAAUCUGUUGUUUUACGGGUAAGAACAAACCCAGAGUCUCGUAGCAUAAUUGAUUUGACACACCUGGGGGAGCCUACACAAGAAUACAAUAAGGAGAGCGUCCCGUUUGGAAAAAGCACUGCCUGCGAUUGGAGUACAACAUCGGCGAGCCUGAACUCAUUUAUGUCUGUCAGUCCUUCUGUAUAAAAAUACAUACACACACAUAUAGAGAGAGAAAGAGACAGAUCGAUAGAUAGAUCUCCACACUAAGGCACGCAUACACGUGCUGUAAAUAAUACAAUAAGACAUUUAAGUUAAUUUUAUUUCAUGGGGAUGUGUUCACGGCAAGAGAGAAUACAAAAAGACGUCGACAUUGUAAUCCAGAGCUGCAAGGCAGAGAAGAACUGCCCUUUUUCUGAUUUUCGAUACUCGGACUCCACGUUCACCUUUACCUGCACAAAAGGCCAGAAAAGAGUUUCCUACUCCGUACAUGUUUCAGAAGACUAUCCAGAUAAUACAUAUGUGUCCAAUUCUGAAAAUGAUGAUGAUGUACUAGUUACCCGGGAUCCCAUUCCUGUUAUUUUUCACAGAAUAACUUCAGAAAUUAGAAUAAACAGUGAUGCCACCAGCUGCCUAUCCAUUAAAACAAAGCUACAAAAUGACAGGACACAGGAUUCAAGACUCAACAGUGCCAUAGAAGAAGAUUCUGAAGGUGACAAUGACUCAGAGGAGUUUUAUUAUGGCGGUCAGGUGAAUUAUGAUGGGGAACUCCAUAAGCAUCUGCAGCUUGAGGCAGACUUGGCAGCAGUGAGGGAAUUAUAUGGUUCUAAUGCGGUAUCUCUCAGGGAAUAUGGUGCAAUUGAUGAUGUAGAUAUCGAUUUACACAUCGAUGUUAGCUUUCUCGAUGAAGAAAUUGCUGUUGCAUGGGAUGUUAUUCGUAAGGAACCUGUAAUUGUGAGGCUGCAUUGUUCUCUUACACAGUAUUUAAAUGGACCCGUUCCUACAGUUGAUGUGUUCCAGGUUUCUACAAAGGACAGAUUUGGCCUUGGACAUCAGUUAAAAAAGAUAAUGCAAACAUUUGUUACUCAGCAAUGGAAAAAUCAGAGUAAAGAAAAAUUAGUCUGCCCAUAUAGCAAAAAACUUCCGGAGAAGAAGGUCAAAUCCCCCCUGCAUAUCUUUUCUACAUUGCGCAGAUCUCCUAGUUAUCCCCCACCUGGCAGUGGAAAGAGCAAAACAAAACUUAAACCUGACCAAGAUGGAAUGACAAAAUCCCACAAACUCUUACGGAGAACUUGUUCUAGUGCAGUCAAGACAGAGGAUGGGUGCAUGAACAAGUCUCAUAAACCACUUGGACGUUCUUUAUCCAGUGACCCAAGGGCUGAACAGACAUUGGCUUUGAAAUCCCAUAAACUCUUGAACCGGACCUGUUCUCCUUCUGUAAAGCAGGAUGAUUGUGCCUCUUUAAAGCCCCAUAAACUGUUAUCCAGGUCAUGUUCUGGUGAUCCUAGAUGCGAGCACAAUAACAAUAGCACCCUGAAGCCCCACAAGCUCUUGAGCAGGUCUUGUUCUAGCACUAUACGCACAGAGGAGCUUGAUGGCUUGAAGCAUCAUAAAUUGUUAAGUCGGUCCUACUCGAGCAAUACCAAAGUGGGGAAAGCUGAGCCCUUCAAGGAGCAUGAUUCUGAGGGCAGGCGACUCUCUCUUACCUCAGGGCUUAUUGGCAUCCUUACACCUUCUAUAUCCUACCAGCCUGUUCAAAAUGACACCUCCAAGUCAGUUCCAGCAAGUGAGCAUGGUUUUCUUGUUCAGACUGUUCAGUAUGCAGAGCAGAGAAUCCCUAUUCUCAAUGAGUACUGCGUUGUUUGUGAUGAGCCCCAUGUGUUCCAGAAUGGACCAAUGCUAAGACCUACAGUUUGUGAACGUGAGCUGUGUGUCUUCGCAUUUCAGACAUUGGGUGUAAUGAAUGAAGCCGCUGAUGAAAUUGCUACAGGAGCCCAGGUUGUAGAUUUAUUAGUUUCCAUGUGUAGGUCAGCACUAGAGUCUCCAAGGAAAGUUGUUAUUUUUGAGCCAUAUCCUUCAGUAGUUGAUCCUAAUGAUUCACAGUCUCUUGCCUUUAAUCCAAGGAAAAAGGACUAUGACAGAGUAAUGAGAGCCCUGGACAGCCUUACAUCCAUUAGAGAAAUGACCCAGGCACCUUAUUUGGAAAUUAAAAAACAGAUGGAUAAAGUUGAUUCACUGGCUCAUCCACUUUUACAGUGGAUCAUUUCAAGUAACCGGUCACACAUUGUAAAGUUACCAGCAAACAGACAACUGAAGUUCAUGCACACCCCUCAUCAAUUUCUUCUGCUAAGCAGUCCACCUGCCAAAGAAUCCAACUUUAGAGCUGCCAAAAAACUCUUUGGAAGUACAUUUGCUUUUCAUGGUUCACAUAUCGAAAACUGGCAUUCUAUAUUGAGGAAUGGUUUAGUUGUAGCAUCUAACACCAGACUUCAGCUCCAUGGUGCCAUCUAUGGAAAUGGAAUAUAUCUAAGCCCUUUGUCCAGUAUUUCCUUUGGUUACUCAGGGAUGAACAAAAAGCAGCAAAAAGUGGCAUCUAAGGAUGAAGUGACUUCGAGCAACAGAACCAAUGCUUCUGUGCAGUUGCAGAAAAAAGGAUUCCAACCACAAUUUUUGCAAAGUCGCAAUUUGAAGUGCAUAGCCUUAUGUGAAGUUAUUACUUCUCCUGAUCUGCACAAACAUGGUGAUAUAUGGGUAGUUCCUAAUACAGAUCAUGUCUGCACAAGGUUUUUCUUUGUGUACGAGGAUGGUCAAGUUGGAGAUACAAGCAUAAAUACCCAGGAUUUCAGCAUCCAUAAGGAAAUACUCCGAGUUAUAGGAAAUCAGACUGCCACUGGAUGAGCAAAAAUAUGAGUGAUUAGUAAUAGGAAAAUAGGAAAUGGCAUAUUAUUAGUGAUGCCUAAAUAGGUUUCUUCAGUCUCAGAGCUGGAAUUUGAGCUGGUAAAUUAAUCAUUUUUAAGAUCCAAUACACUAUUAAGUAUCUAAAUAUAUUUAGAAAUCCCACAAGGGUUACAAGGUUUCUAUCCCAAGUACUUUUAAUGUUGUUAUAUUUUAAAUUAUAACACUUUGUUAUUAGACAGUAGAGUCAUGUGAACAUUGAGUUGAAGAAAGAGGGGAAAAACAACUAUGGUAAUUUCUUCACUAGCUUAAUGAUGGCUGAAUUUAAGUAUUCUUCCCACCUUUAUUGAAAAGUAACUAAAUAAUAAGUUAAUUUUUAAACACUGAGCCUAAAAAUGCAAGUUUUUUGGUCUUUAUGUCUACAGUUACCUGCAGGAAUGGGCACCUCUCUAGCACAAUCCCUUGAUAAGUAUUUUGCAUUUCUUGUUGAAAGAGCAGUACACUUUGUAUCUUAAAAUGCUGAGGUCCCCACUGGCCACUGAGUGAUUGUGGGUGUGUUCUUGAGUGGGCCCAGUGAUGGAGUGCCACCCUGCCUAGGGCUGGCAACAUAGGCAACGGCUCUCUGUAAUCCCAAAAUAGAAGCAGGUUUGAGAAUGUUAUGACUCUAAAAAUCCAAAAAGUUUACAGUUUUGUAUUUAAAUUUUGACAGUUUUUUCAAUUUCCAGAAAUAACAAAUACAUUUAAAGACAGAAGAUAUUGCAUCAUCUCUAGUAAUAUGCAUUGUUGUGAACUUUUCCACAGUAUUGAGGGUGAAACCCAUUAUAUUCAAUUUUUCAUAGUAUGGAAAAUUAACAUUUUGUUGACACUUAAUAGUGAAACCAGCUGUGUCUCCUAUGAAAUUUGUUUACUUAAGAGUGAGCAUCAUUUCUGCAUUGUAUAGUUGUAAUACUAUAGUGACUGAGGACAUUUUUAAUAUUCCUUAGGUUGCUGUUGUAUCUGCUCAAAUGCAAGUACAAACUAUGGCUAUGUUGACCCUACUUCAUUUUCAUUUAAAAGCAAUCUCCAUCCAUACCAGCAUUUUCACAUCGUUUACGAAAGUGUCUCCAUCCACACUAAAAUGACCAAAAAUACAUACGACAUAGAUGUCUGCUUACACUGGGCACGACUGCAUUUGCAAAAAAAAUCCUUGAAGGGGUGGUAACACUGCCAGCCACGGGAUUGAUCACCAAACUGUAGAAGCCAGUAAAUUAUUUGUCUUUUGUGCAUGUAAUGCAACAUUCAAACUGUACAAAACACAAUUUAGAUUGAUACAGGUAAGCAACACAUCAGACAUCAGAUUGGAAAACAAUCUUCUAUGUCCUCUGUGGUGGAAUACUAAUCAAGAAAUGAGACCUUGUAAUAAGCAGGAUCCAAUUUAGGGAAGGUCAACGUAAUAAGCUUGAACAGAUCAGAGUGUGGUUAGAGUCUACAUUUUUGUAUGUCCAUGUUACAAUGCUCAAGUUGCAUUUUGUACAGCUAUGGAGAGCAUUUCCAAAGGUCCUCAAUUUUUUCAUCUCAACACAGCAGUGUAGCGUGAACGAAAAAGCAGAAACAGAGACAAAUGUCUACAUUUUUAAACAAAAAUGUAGUAGUGUGGAUAGGCCCAAGUUUAUUGUUAAUCGUGCCCCCAAUCACUAAACACUGCAGAGAACUAAACAAAUCACUGGUCUGUAUCUCAGUAUAUUAGGGUUAUGCAAGGUUGAAAAGUAGUAUGUAGAUUUUUAGAACAACAGAUUUACCAAAAAUUGCAUAACUGAAAGACAAAAAUAGGAACCAAAAAUUGGAGUCUUGUCAGUUAAACAGGUAAUAUUAGGCAAUGCAGUAGAAAUUCUUGGAUCAUACCUAAAGUAUUAAGACUCUCACUGGAUGUGUUUUUGAUAGCAGAGUUUACAAUUUCUGUUUCCUCUAAACGAGUCAACCCCCUCAAUUCGAUCAUUUAUUGGAUAUUCAUGACACUCAGUAAUUCUCAAGGGUGCCCGUCAUUUGUGUGUAGGAGGUUUUCAACACUCAAUAUGGGGAGCUCCCCACCCCAAUUUUGUCAUUCAUGUGCCGAUGAUCCAUGAAACUCCAUCACUGGUGCCUCACCACACUAGAUGGUAAGUAUUAGGUCAUAUAUUAUUCAUAUAUGCUCAUUAGUUUUAAAAAAAAUAUAUGUAAUAAAAAUUAGAGUGCACAUUAUUUACAAAUACAAAAUGGAAGCAAUACUAUAUGUUACUGGCCUGGAACAAGUGUGUGGUGACUGUAACUUGUUGACUUUGGCCAUGUCUUUUAUUCUUAAAAGUUAAGUACAGUCUAUUUAUGUUAGGAUGCAAUGAGUUAGGCACCAUAUUAAUCAGUUUUUAAUUCUACAAUUUCUGGACAUGGGUAGUAAAGACAGUUAAGAAUACCUUGAACCCUGUUGAGAGAGUCUCUCCAGGACUGCACCAAUAAAAUCGACAGGCUGUCAGAUGUAAUGUUUGUUUCAUCCCAGCAGUGUAAAACAGUGAUUAAAAUGGUACUAAUAAUAGAUUAAAUGUUAAAAAAAACUUCUAUACACAUCAAAGGAUAUUUGUAGUUAAGUUCUAUACUUGUGCUGCUCAUAGCCUGCGUUUUUGAGUGCCACAAUUAAAAGCAUGGCAGCACUUGAAACUGUGUGCAAAUGAGCUGCCCCAGUGUAUGCCUGAGGUAGGAGACAUGUCCGAGGUGGAACAGUUUUACUCAUCACCAUCUGUUUGUCAAACAAGUUACCCUGUUUAGACUUUCAACUAAAUGCCAAUUCACAAGUGAGCCACAUAAAUCAUAAAUAAAAUAUUAACAGUUGAUAAAUGUAGAGUAACAGGUAAACCAAUUUUAAAUCUCAACUAAAGCAAUUUUUUAUUUUAAUAUAAAUUAUUAUUUUAGCUUAUAAUAAGUCAUUUGCAAAAAAACACAGGCAUGGUGUGUGGGAAUCCUUAAGUCUAGGAAAUACUAGGCAGACAGAUUUGCUGUUUAAUGGCUUUGUUGAACUUUCACCCAAAACGUCAAGAUGUUUUGCAGUAUAGAGCACUGGGUUUUUUGUGUUUUUUUUCCAGAUUUCAGUUCAGCUUUAUUUUCAUAUGUUUACUAUCAGCAAUGCUUUUUUAAUUAUUGUGAUAAUACUAAUAUAUUUCAUUCUUCUCAUCUUUGUGACAUCACAUUAAUGCAGUUUAUUGAUAACAGAUUUAAAGCCAUUAAGCAGCCUGCUUAUUUUUAAAUGUAAAGUAUGUAUAAUAGUUAAAAGCCUUAGAGUUCUGCUCAUACAGUCGCUCCAUUUUAUUCGUAAUUUUGAAGUAGCAUUUUUUGUAAACAUUAUUCACCCAGUCACCAAGAUCCGUAGCUGAUCAUGGCAGCAAUUACAGUCAUGAACAGUGUACAAAUUUUUGACCAGUUAUAAGAUUAACCUGAAACUUGAACUUACCCACUUUACACACAAACGAUGAGUGCCAUUUCAAACAUAUUGUUUAUAGUUUGAAAAUUUUUUUUCUACUUUUGGAUUAGUCAUAUAAGACCUGAAAACUGAAGUUACAAUUUUAUUUACAUUGUAGAGCAUGGAUCACCACUCACGGUUUUGGAGGGCCACACAGUACCUGCAGGUUUUCACUUCAACCAUUAGGACCCAUUUAUUUGCUGAAACAAUGUUUUUCUGGUUUAAUUUUAUCUAACUCCCUUGUUACGAUUCAGAACCCUUAAUUUCCUAUUUUAGUUUUAAGCAGAUGAAUUUAGGUUUGAAUUGUUUCCUACCAUCUUAACCAGCCACCAGUGUAUUAUGAAAUGCAAAUAACAAACUGCCAGCAUUCAGCUAACUUGGUUCCAUUUACAAUUGGGAAUGUGCAUUAUGAAGUACAGUAUCUACAUAACUAAAAUGUUUAGAAAUAAAUGAGAGAGAAAAAAUGGGAGGAACGUGAAGUGUACAUUUGUUUUGGUCCAGGAAACAUGGAUAAUGUUCUCAGAAAAGGAAACUCUGCAAUAAAAAGAAAAUUUGUUUUGGAUGAAGUACUGUUAUCAGCAAGGACCAUCUUCUAAUUAGAAAACUGGUUAGAAUUGAAACCUGCAGCCCUCCAGGACUAUGAGUGAAGAUCCCUGUGCUAAUGUAAUGUUGUGUUCAUGUGCCGUAAACUAUUCGGAACCCUAAGUUGUAACAUUUCACAUUGCCACUUUAUUGCAUUCAUGUGGGGUUUCCAUUUGGGGUAUUUGGAGAAACGCAAGGUUCCUGUCGAUUUGCAACUUGGUCUGUGGAAAACAAGUAGAAAUUAAAGAUAAACACCAUUUUUUGUGGAAAUAAAGAGCAAAAAUAUGUAUUAAAUGUGUAUCAUUACACUCCAAAUUCAGUUAAACCAAAAAUUGACUAAGGCGAAAGGUCAGUGUUAUGUCACAACUUAGACAAUUGUUUUGUCUGAAUUGUCUGACUUGCAGGUUGGUGGGGCACUCGCAUAGAAUUUCUGAUUUGAAAGCUCAUAUUUACCAUCUGAGAGCACAUGAAUGUAGCAUUAGUUUACAUAAGAAUACAGCAGCAUGCAGCAUAAUGUCCAUCUGGGCAGCGUCCAACCGCAUAUACAAUAUGUCAAGUGAUUCCAUAAGAUUAUAAUAAAGUUCAGAAAUCUGAGAACGGGGCAUAGUGAAUGCAACAGCUUUCUGCACACAACACAUGCAUACCAUGUAUGCAUGUAUACAAAUUGAGUGCGCUGCUAGUACUGUACUGAACUUUCAUUUGUUAUUUUAAUGUGAAUUUUCCAUACUUACAAAUAAAAACCAUGCAACAGUGUACGCUUCCACUCAUUGGCAGCAGCACCCCAUCAUGUGUAUCUUGCAUCUCUUGUGUCGUUCUCGCUCUCUAUUUAGCUUUGCACACAUUUCCUGCCCUUACACACCACUGUAAUAUUUACAUGUAACUGUCAUUUCACUAGCACUUCUGAAUACCUGCCUCAAUCUCUCAUUUGGGUAUAAAGAGUGAAUAAUGUGACUCUGGUUUUUGUUUUACUGUUUCAUAAAAAUGAACACUUUUGGAACAGCCAUGAAAAUGUAACAUGAACUUGAAACAAAAUCACUUACCACACAGUUCAAGCAACAAGCCAGCUGCAGCAAUUUGAAUUGUCAUGCUGAUUUUGUUUUGGCAGUUUUCCACGUUAGAUUGCUUACUUGAAGACAAGAAAAUGCAAAGCCAACUUUUCAGGUUUUUAUAAAUAUUUUUGGAAUAUAAAGGUUGAGAGUUAUUUUUCCCAAUAAUGCUCUAAACAUACACUGUUUAUAUGUACAAACAUUAUAUUUGCUCAUUUGAUUUGAUUCUGCAUAAAAACAAGGAGGUGUUCUCACCUGCAGCUAACUGGGAAAUAUUUAAAAUAGGAAAAUGUAUUUAUAAUGAAAAUGUGUCGCACCAAAAUCACAUGACUGACCUUGUUUGUCAGUAGGACUAGUCAAGUAGCCUAGUAUGUGACUCUGCAUUCAGUUUGUAUCUGUAUAAAUAUUGAAGUCACUGCUAUUUAAUGAAUUGCACGUGUCUCCCCUCACGAUGCACCAAUCAGAAAGGCUCACAGCAAGCAGACUUCAGGGCAGAAUAAUCAUUUUGAGUAAACUUAUUCCAUUUCAGAGUACCGCCUCAAGGAAAAGAGGAUCUCCUAAAAUACUUUUUUAGGAAUGAACAGUGCUGAUUUACAUAUUUGUAUUUAUGACAAGAGUUUGGCCACAGCUUAAUAUUUAAAAAGUGACAAAACACAGAAUGGCAAUAACGUUAAUUCUUAAUGUGAAGAUAAAGUUUUUUUGUUUUUGUGGGGUUUUUUUUGUAUUUUAUUUUGGUGUUUACCACAAGUAAAAUUUUUACCCACGACUUUGUGAUGCAUUUUUGGCCUUUUACUUCCGCAUAAUUUGAGUGAAAAUCAGAACACACGGUCCAUUAUUCGAUUACACGAUACUUGUAUAAGUGACUUCAGCAGCAGAGAGCCAAAUGCUUUCUUUGUCUGGAUUUCUCAUGUUGUGUGCUUGGACUGUCAUGAUAGUGGUGUCCAUGAAGGGCACUUGUUAAAAUAAAGUUUAGAUCCUCUUUGAUUGAAGUGGUUUGUUGGUGUGCCUGCAUUCAUCUGGUUUUGUAGUUUUAGCUGUUUCAUUUGAAAUUGGUUUCCAAUACUAAAAUGUCAACUGUGUUUUUUUUUUGUUUUUGUUUUUUUUUUGUACCUUUUGCACAGAAUAGUAACAAUAAAAUAAAAUGCUACUUAGCCUUUGGUGCCUUAGAAACAGAGUAUUGGAAAAAAUGAAAGUACUGUACAUAAUGUAAAUACUGCCACAAAAAUGGAGGCCAAAUAUUUUCAGUAUUCGGUUUUUACAGCUGUUUGCUUUCUUUUGCAAUCAAAUCUGGUUUUUUUCUGGCUUUUUACUAGUGAUGGAAAUAGAAGCUUAUGUAAAGGUUUUCUUUCAAUAAACUGAAGUUUGUUAAAGAACAAAA